Molecule: messenger RNA, 705 nt
Organism: Dictyostelium purpureum
Lineage: Eukaryota; Evosea; Eumycetozoa; Dictyosteliales; Dictyosteliaceae
Exons: 1
Coding region: 1-705 (234 amino acids)
Source: RefSeq, a predicted model, not a curated record
AUGAAAUUAAUAAUUUUAAUUUUAUUUACCAUUUUUUUAAGUUUUAGUGCAGCAUCUCAAGUAUAUACCCAAUUCGAUACCGAUGCUUGUUCUAAACAAAGUGUUGUAAAUAUUGGAGAAUGUACAUUGUAUGAAACAUGCAAUGUAAAUUUAAAAUAUGUAUAUAAUUCAUUAAUUGGUAACUAUUCACUAUUGGUUUACGCUUUAGAAGAUACUAGUUGCUUAACUUUACUUGAAAAUGCUUCUUUCAAUUGUACUGAAAAACCAAGUGAUAUUGGCGCUGUUAUUGUCCAAUGCCAAACCCCAGUUACCUAUGUUUACUAUCAAUCAUUUUCUAUCAAGACUAACUCAGAAUGCACAGUAGAUAUUAAACUUGAUACUUGUAAUUCAAGUUGUUUAGGAAAUGUUAAGAUCUCAAAAGACGAUAUGGUUUUAGAAGGUUACUCAUACUCCAUUUAUAAUAACAGCAAUUGUGAAAACGAACCAAAAACUGUCGAAAAUUUCAAAUGUUUGGCUAAUAAUAAAGAUAUUGAAUUAAAUGGUGUAACUCUUUACUGUGGAGAAAAAGAAACUCCAUCUCCAUCCCAAAAUGAAACCUCAUCCCAAAGCCACACCUCAUCGGAAAGUGGUUCAUCAGGCUUCCCAUCAGCUGUUUUUUCAGUUGUUUUAAUUGUCACUGUAACUUUAUUAAAUCUCUUUUUUUAA